Didymodactylos carnosus is the source of this 934-nucleotide messenger RNA. The record is from the annotation of a GenBank genome assembly. Lineage: Eukaryota; Metazoa; Rotifera; Eurotatoria; Philodinida; Philodinidae.
CUGUACGGAACGGGCAUCCCAUCAAAUGAGUGCUUAUGUUCCAUCACAAUUCAGUACAUCAACUCGACCGUUGAUGCAUACGAAUGCACCUGUUGCAGAUGUUAAUAAAAUUCGAGCUAUUCGCGCAAGAAAAGACAAAAUUGAUGCUGCUUGUGUACGUUCAGACAUUCGUUCAUCGAAUUCCAUCGAUAAUACUUUGUGGAAUACUAUGAAUUCACAGACAUUAAACGAACGUUUAACAGCCGAAAAACUAUUUAAUCGAAAUUUUAAAUUAGAUCGUGUAUUAGCACAAUCGUCAGUACUAUCGUUAAAUCCAUCACUGAUAUGGCCAAGUUACGGUACAGCUGUUACUUCACGUCCCAAACGAUCUCAAUCAAACUCAACAAUGACUAUUACACCGCCCAUCGAAUCACCUAUACUAAAAAAAUCAAACCACACUACUGUUAUGCCAGAUAUUUUGUCGAAACGUUCAUUAAGUCGACCACAAACAAAAGCUUCAUUAAUUAAAAUAAAUGAAACAAUAAACGAUUCGCCCGAUUUUGAGCAAUCAUUCAUCGAACAAUCGUUUAUUAUCUCAAAAGAUCAAGAUAAAAAAUCAAUGCCUAAACAGCAACCAUUAGCUCAAUUAAAUAAAAACUUUAAUAAUAUACAAAAACCUCUUGUAACAAAACGAACAGUAAUAACAGCAAAAUUGAAAAAACAAUCUCCAAGUCCUAAACGUUUCCAGGGAGCACCAUAUCGUACUACUCGAGGUCGUGAGAUAGAUAAUCGCAAUUAUAAUAAUGAAAAUGAAUAUGAAAACGACGAGGGAGAGAUUAUGGAUGAAGAAUUUCAAAAAUAUUUACCAAAGGCGAUUGAAAAAUGUGCUAAUUGGCUGAUCCGAUAUGUAUUUGUGAAUAAUGAUGAAAAUAAUAAUAUCAAUACAGAUAGAUAA